UCUCUCAUUUAGAAAAUACCAAGAGAGGUGUGCGCCAAUGUCAUUCUAUCCAAGGUAGACCCGGACUCGCCACGAACUUCAAAGCGAGGAGACUCAGAGUUAAAACCUUUGAACUGUUGCAACCUUGUCGCUUUUCACUUGUGUUUCAAUUCUAGCCUUGGAUUUGACUUUACCGGUCAACAUUUAAUACAAGUGCCGGGCUUAUUGUCCAUAUUCCAAGUGAGGGUUUUCACGUCGUGUCCAGUUGGGAGUGUGCGUGGGGGAGCCGGACAACUGUCACGGACUGUAAUUGGUGUCUCACGCGGUCAAAGCCAUGCCGCCUGGGUUUCAGCAACUUGGAGUGGAGACAGUGACUGGAACCCUUGCUCUCUCAGUGUUCACUGCUGUAUUGGGCUCCUUUCAGUUUGGAUACAACAUCGGCGUCAUCAAUGCACCUCAGAAGAUCAUUGAGGCGGACUACAAUGCUACAUGGGUGCACCGGUAUGGAGAGCCCAUUCCCACCGCUACACUCACCACUCUGUGGUCCCUGUCGGUGGCCAUCUUCUCUAUAGGAGGCAUGAUCUCUUCCUUCUGUGUGGGCGUCAUCUCAGAAUGGCUGGGCAGGAGGAAAGCCAUGCUCAUAAACAACUUGUUUGCCUUCAUCGGAGGAGGUUUGAUGGGCAUGGCCAAAAUCAGCCGGUCCUUUGAGAUGAUGAUCCUGGGACGCUUCGUCAUCGGUGCAUACUGUGGGUUGGCAUCAGGGCUAGUGCCCAUGUAUGUGGGCGAGAUAGCGCCUACAAGUCUGCGAGGUGCUUUGGGCACGCUCCACCAGUUGGCGAUCGUCACAGGGAUUCUCAUAGCACAGGUCCUAGGUCUGGAGUCUUUGCUGGGCAGUGAGGAGUUGUGGCCAGUGCUGGUGGGUAUGACCGUUCUGCCCACUGUCCUGCAGAUGGUGCUGCUGCCCUUCUGCCCCGAGAGCCCCCGCUUUCUCUACAUAAUCCGCUGCCAGGAGCACCACGCCAAGAGCGGCUUGAGGAGGCUGACCGGAAGGCAGGAGGUGGGGGAUAUGCUGGCGGAGAUGAAGGAGGAGAAGAGGAGGAUGGACAUGGAGAGGAAGGUGUCCAUCGCAGAGCUCUUCCGCUCCCCCAUGUACCGGCAGCCCAUCAUCAUCGCCAUCCUGCUGCAGCUCUCACAACAGCUCUCUGGGGUCAACGCUAUCUUCUACUACUCCACCAGUAUUUUCCAGAAGGCAGGGGUCCAGAGCCCCGUCUACGCCACUAUAGGAGCCGGCGUGGUCAACUGUGCCUUCACCGUGGUCUCGCUCUUCCUGGUGGAGAGGACGGGACGCCGGACGCUACACAUGCUGGGGCUGUCCGGAAUGUGCGGCUGUGCUAUUGUCAUGACGAUAGCUCUUGCCUUAUUGGACAGUGUUCCCUGGAUGAGCUACAUCAGCAUGCUGGCAAUCUUUGGCUUCGUGGCCUUCUUUGAGGUGGGGCCUGGCCCCAUCCCCUGGUUCUUCGUGGCUGAGCUCUUCUCCCAAGGCCCCAGGCCCGCUGCGAUGGCCGUGGCCGGAUUCUCCAACUGGACGGCCAACUUCAUUAUUGGUUUUGGCUUCCAGUAUCUUGCUGAGCUUUGUGGGCCUUAUGUCUUCCUCAUCUUUGCAGUCCUCCUGGUCUUCUUCCUCAUCUUCACCUUCUUCCGGGUGCCGGAGACACGGGGCAAGACGUUCGACCAGAUCUCCGCCUCCUUCAGCCAGCACCCACCCGCCAUGAUGGACCUGGACAUGGAGCUGGGCAAGCGGAGUACAGAGCUGGACUACCUGGGGGGGGAGGGAAGCCUUGACUAAUGGGGUCCCAUGGGGGAACUGGGGAGGGCAGGCCUUUGAGUUGUGUCUAGGCAUAUCGAGCAAGGUUGGCGUGUGGGUCAAGGGUUAGGGAGGUGGAAUGGAUUUGGAACUGGGCCCUUAGUUGGGAAAUGGAGUUUGAGGGAGAUAUGUUGACAGGAACGGGUUGCUCGAGGAAAAGGCUGUGCAACAUUAAAGCAUUGCACCAACUUAACAUACCCCAGAAAGGGUGGCGGGUGAGUGAUUUUUAUUACCAGGGCAACCCAUAAUGGGUGAUAGAGGGGAUGAUCAGGAACAAGAAUAAGGUUCCUGAACUUUGAGGCAUUACCCCCGCCCGGGUGUACAUAUGCUGAUGGGGGAUGGAGAUUUGAUUGAGAGACUGCGCACAGAUGUUCUAUGGAGAGAGGUAUUCCUGCACUUUAUAUACAAAAAUGUCAGCAGUUUUCAGAUUGAUAGCUGGUUACAAUAACAGCUAGUGUGGAAACCCAUGUACAUUUUUAGUGAGCAAAGCUAUGGUGUUGUGGCAUUGAGUGAUUUAUUUCCAAGUUACUGUAAGUUUGUCUCAGUGGGCUAACCAGUCUACCGCUAGCAACCCACUUCCUCUUUGGAAGUGUCCCUAAACUUGAUUUCACAAGAUGGACAGCUUUAACAUGACUCAUUGCACAGCCUACAGAGAAGUUACUUUUAAUGAGCAAAUCAUGUAUUUAGUACUUAAAUGUAUAUAGCGUGCUGGUUUGAGUGAAAAAAACAAAAUGGUACAAGGGUCUUCAAAUACUCAAACUUUACCCACUCCAAUAUGAGUAUGUCUUUGGUUUCUAUGGGGUUGUGCACAAUAUUAGUUGAUUUGGUUGGUUUUGACUGCUACUGCAUCAGCAAUCUGUCCCUGAACUACGACACAUGUGCUGUCUUCUGUACUGGUUGUGAUUGAACAGUUGUCUUUGAAGAUUUGUAUUGAACAAAGAGAAUCUGUAAUUUAUAUGAAGUGUGAAUAUUGAUAGUAUCCUGUAUGGUUUGUAUGACAAUUGUUCCCAUUUCAAACAUGAGCAUGUUGAUGCCCCAACAUUUCAGUGAGACUUUAGUUACUACCAUCCCGAGAAAAAAGGGUCAUAUUGAAUACAAAUAUACUGCAAUUUAAUGUUACAGCUUUUAUCAAGUGUCUGAUGCUACGUUUUCAGAUUCUACGAGUUGGAAUUUAAUGCAAUUACUUACUCUGGUUUUAUCCCACAAAAAUGAGAUUCAAGGCAGACAUAUUUUACAUUUCCUGGACUGUGUAUUGUGGACAUUAAAGACAUGACUGCA
Molecule: messenger RNA, 3121 nt
Organism: Oncorhynchus gorbuscha (pink salmon)
Lineage: Eukaryota; Metazoa; Chordata; Actinopteri; Salmoniformes; Salmonidae
Product: solute carrier family 2, facilitated glucose transporter member 4-like
Exons: 12
Coding region: 314-1825 (503 amino acids)
Biological process (GO): monosaccharide transmembrane transport
Cellular component (GO): membrane
Molecular function (GO): hexose transmembrane transporter activity
Source: RefSeq, a predicted model, not a curated record